Chaetomium strumarium is the source of this 867-nucleotide messenger RNA. RefSeq lists its product as uncharacterized. The record is from RefSeq and is a predicted model, not a curated record. Bases 1 to 867 code for a protein of 288 amino acids. Lineage: Eukaryota; Fungi; Ascomycota; Sordariomycetes; Sordariales; Chaetomiaceae. The transcript has 2 exons.
AUGAGUUCGCGGGAUACCGGCAACGGCUACUCCACCUCCUCCGGACUCGCAGGCAACUCAACAAGACCCCCCAUCAACUUUGCAUCGCUGGCCGCCUCACCUCGAUCCUCCUGGCGUGGCGAAAGCGGCGCAACAGGCUCACGCUCAUACUACUACGGCUCCCCCUCCCACGACGUGAGAUCCCCCCACCCACUCCGCUAUUCCAGGAGCCCCACCCCCUGGGGGGGCUCGCCCUCCCGCCUCUCCCAGCAGCGCGAAGAAGAACCAUCCUCAGCACCGAACUAUUCCAUUUCCACCUCCUCCUCGUCAUCCUACCACUCCCAAUACCGCGCACGGAGCCCCGGCCCUUAUUAUCGAACAGGCGGUUCUAGCAGUGGUGGUGACCGCUCUCCCCGCCGCCACCACCACCACCUCCGCCGGCGCUUCCCAUCCCCCUCCCCCUUCCGCCUGCCGUCACCCGAGCGUCCCAUCCUCUACGGCAGCGCCCGCCCUUCUUCCCGGCUCCAGCACCAAUAUGAGGACUCAAACACUACUACUACUAGUAGUACUACUACCGGUACUAGUACUGGUACCAGGUCGCGGGCCUCGACGUGGCUGAGCGGAGGAGGAGGAGGAGGAGGAGGAGCGGCGGGCGGGGCAGCGGAUGAUUAUGAUUAUGAGUAUGAUGAGGAGCCGGCGCCGUCGGUGUGGUCGUCGUCGAACUAUGGGUCUUCUGAUGCCGGCGUGGGACGGAAUUCGGAUUCCGGGUCAUGGAGGACGCUCUCGUUUCAUGGUGGUGCGCGGUCGUCGCCUGUGCCGGGCAGGGUGGGGGAGAGCAGGGCUUGGGAUAGGCGAGAGAGGCGGUUUCGGGAGAAUGGGAGUCCCUGA